Perca flavescens (yellow perch) is the source of this 1275-nucleotide messenger RNA. Its product is annotated as keratin, type I cytoskeletal 18. Gene Ontology annotation, cellular component: cytoskeleton; keratin filament. Gene Ontology annotation, molecular function: structural molecule activity. The coding region runs from base 1 to 1230 and encodes 409 amino acids. The transcript has 7 exons. The record is from RefSeq and is a predicted model, not a curated record. Gene Ontology annotation, biological process: intermediate filament cytoskeleton organization. Lineage: Eukaryota; Metazoa; Chordata; Actinopteri; Perciformes; Percidae.
AUGGACAGGUCCUAUGCCCACAGUGUCAGCGGAGGGGCAGGUGGCCAUGGGACCAAGAUCUCCAUGGCCUACGGCACACGGGUUGGCAGCGGUUUCGGGGGUGGGUAUAACUACCAGUCCUUGUCCUCUGGGUCCAAUUCUGGAUCCCUGGCCAUCACGAAUGAGAAGACAACCAUGCAGCACCUGAACGACCGCUUGGCUAGCUACCUGGAGACGGUGAGGAAUCUGGAGAAGGCCAACAGCACUCUGGAGAUCAAGAUCAGGGAGACCAUCGAGAAGAAAGGCCCCUUGGAGGGAAGGGACUACAGCAAGUACAAUGCCAUCAUCACGGAGCUGAGGGCCAAGAUAUUUGACACAAUCAAGGGCAACGCACAGCUUUCUAUCUCUCUUGACAAUGCACGACUGGCUACAGAAGACUUCAGACUCAAGCUGGAGUAUGAGAUGUCCAUGCGUCAGACGGUGGAGGCUGAUGUGGCCAGACUCAGAAAGCUUCUGGACGACACCAACGUUGUUCGCAUGCACCUGGAGAGCGACAUCGAGUCUCUGAAGGAAGAGUUGAUCAACCUGAGGAAGAACCACAACAGGAUGGUUGCUGAAUUGCGUGACCAGAUCACCCAGGUUGGCAUCCGUGUGGAUGUUGAUGCUCCUAAAGGACAGGACCUGGCCAGGAUAAUGGAGGAGAUGAGGGCUAGCUAUGAGAAGAUAGCACUGAAGAACCAGGAGCAGCUCAAAACAUGGCAUGAAUCGCAGAUCACAGAGGUGCAGGUCCAAGUGACUGAGAACACAACAGCUCUGAAGGAAGCCACGACUGUGAUCACUGAAACUCGGAGGAGGUACCAGGGAAUGGACAUUGAACUGCAGUCUGCACUUAGUCUGAAAGCAUCUCUGGAGGCCACCCUGCGUGACAUCGACAUGCGUUACAACAUGGAGGUAGAAAAGUACAACGCCAUCAUCCUGAGGCUGCAGGAGGAGCUCACUCAGAUCCGCAACGACAUCCAGCACAACACAAGAGAGUACGAGCAGCUGCUCAACAUUAAGGUGAAACUGGAGGCUGAGAUCGCCGAGUACAGGAGGCUGCUGGACGGAGGGGGAGACUUCAAACUACAGGAUGCAGUUGAUUUGAAGACGGUCCAUACCAAAGUGGUGACAGUCACUCAGACUCUGGUGGAUGGCAAAGUGGUGUCAGAGAGCCAGGACAUCAAAUCCAGUGAAAAGAUUGCUGCUAAUUAAAAACUGGGAAGAAUAUAAUAAAUAAAAUUAUAAACAAAAAAUGUG